CCGUUCCACCUGAACCUCCUGGUCACCACUUGGACAAGUUGCCGUAAUUGGGCCGAGAGCGCCGCAGAAUGGCUGCUUAUAGUCGCGUCCCGCACAGGGAACUCACAGAAGUCGACAUCUUCAAUGGGACCUGUUCAGAAGGGGAGGGGGACUCCUUCGUGAACUCAGUUGGGAGUAACUCUGAUGGGCUGCCCGGCUUCGGGGCUUGGACGCUGAGUGCGGGUUGCCCGGGAGGAGUAAUCCGAGGGCCCUCGCUUCUCAAAGACAGCGAGGACAUCCUCUACUCGUCAGCGUUAGUCCCGGCUCAACUCUGGGCGAGCGGGCUGGCCGCCGCCGAGAAUGCACAGGGACCUCGCAUUGACCCGGGAGCGGGGACAGUUUGUAGACAGACGUCUUCCAUCGUAGACAAUCUGCUGACGGAACUCUAUGUCUCCUACACGUACAGCGGCAGGAGCAUUGACAGCGUCGACAGCUCCACGGAAGCCUCCAGCUCCGAUGCUUUUCUGGGGAGGAGUAAUUCUGGAUCUGCAUUCCUGCAGGAAUUUCAGGAACAGCACACGACUAAACAUCAGGUGCAAUACCUGGCGCAAAAAGAUGUGGAUGAACUGAAGCGAAUUGUAGAGGAGCUAAGGUACAGAAUUGCCGUGCAGUCUGCCAAGCUGGUUCGCCAACUGAGGAGAAAGGAUAACCUUGCACAUAAACUGCAGAAAAAUAGUGACAUUGUGACGGCAUGUCUGCAAGCAGUUUCACAGAAAAGGCGCGUCGAUACAAAGUUGAAAUUCACAAUCGAGCCAUCCCUGAGCAAGCACGGAUUUCAGCAGUGGUAUGAUGCUCUGAAAGCUGUUGCUAGAUUGCCAACAGGAAUUCCAAAGGAUUGGAGGAGAAGGGUUUGGCUGACGCUCGCAGACCACUAUUUGCACAGUAUCUCAAUUGAUUGGGAGAAGACAAUGCGUUUUGCUUUUAAUGAAAGGAGCAAUCCUGAUGAUGAUUCCAUGGGUAUUCAAAUAGUGAAGGACCUUCACAGAACAGGCUGUAGUUCUUACUGUGGGCAAGAAGCUGAACAGGAUCGUGUGGUGCUGAAGCGAGUUCUUCUGGCCUACGCUCGUUGGAAUAAAUUUGUUGGCUACUGCCAAGGUUUCAAUGUUCUUGCGGCUCUCAUAUUGGAAGUGAUGGAAGUAAAUGAAGGAGACGCACUAAAGAUAAUGAUUUAUUUGAUUGACAAAGUACUUCCUGAGAGCUACUUUGCCAAUAAUCUACGUGCAUUGUCGGUGGAUAUGGCUGUUUUUCGAGAUCUUCUCCGGAUAAAACUACCUGAGCUUUCUCUGUAUCUCGAUGAUCUCCAGAAGGUUGCCAACAAGGAAAGUGCAGGUAGUUAUGAGCCUCCCCUGACCAAUGUCUUCACCAUGCAGUGGUUCCUAACUUUAUUUGCCACCUGCCUUCCAAAUCACACUGUCCUCCGAAUCUGGGAUUCCGUGUUCUUUGAAGGAUCUGAGGUGAUCCUAAGAGUUGCCUUGGCCAUCUGGGCUAAACUUGGAGAAAGAAUCAAAGGCUGCCAAACUGCAGAUGAAUUUUACAGCACCAUGGGAAGACUGACUCAAGAAAUGCUUGAGGAUAGUCUAAUUGACUGUAACGAGCUGAUGCAGACCCUGUAUUCAAUGGCACCAUUCCCCUUCCCACAAAUGGCCGAACUGAGAGAAAAAUACACUUAUAACAUCAAUCCAUUCCCAAUCCCUGUGAAGUUGUCGGAAUCGCAACGAAGUCUCAGUAAAACCAAAGACAGCGAUGAAGAGAUUGAUUUGGACGAUGAAGACGCCAUAGCUUCUGCUGUUGGUUGCCUGGGCCCAUUCAGUCUUCUUGUUCCAGAGUUACAGAAGUAUCAGAAACAAGUCAAAGAGCAACAGGAUGAGCAGAUCCUGAAAUCAAGCAACAUUGCUGAGCUCAGCCCUGGGGCAAUCGAUGCAAGUCGCAGUGAGCACCACUCUGUUUUUAACAGCAUGAUGAUGGAGCGCAUGACCACUGACAUCAAUGCACUGAAGCAACAGUACAUUAGGAUAAAGAAGAAGCAGCUGCAGCAACAGGCCCACUUCAUCUUAAUCAAAGCAGGAACAGAAAAUGAAAUGAAUCCUGGGAUCAUCCCAGAUCCUAGGGACCAGAUGAAUAAUGCUAUUGAAAGAAGUGAAGGAACUGCCACCACCAUUCUGCCUUCACAAACCAAUGACACUCCAAUGAUGAAUCACCUGCUCCUGGGCAAGAAACUGCAAGUCACCAACCGGAUCACAAGGAAUGCUGUCCUUCACGUGGCCGGAUCAAGGGCCCCACACGACGACACAAAGUCUAAGCUGAACUCGCCGUGGCGAACACACAUUCGUGUCCACCGCAAGAACCUGGCAAGGAGCAGGAACCAGCUGAGCUACAGCGACACCAUCGGGCUGAUGGAAGAACAAGGGCAAGUCACUAAAGGAAGAAAUACAAAAGCAGUGGAAGAGUCUUCCCUUAGCUCUAGCGAGUGUGCAGAAGCCGGCACUGAAAUUGUUGAGGACCGCGUACAAGCACAAGGAGAUGGGGAGACCUCCAUGCCAGUUUACAAGGACGCCAAUGACAACGUGACUGAGAUUCAGCACCAGCUAAAACUGUUGGAUUUAACCCAAACCGACACAGCUACAGCGGAGCCUCCCAGCCCGUCACCAAGCCUACGGCGUUCCUCUGAUUCUUCGGAUUCUGAUAAAGGAAUUCCAGAUCUCGGCCACAGGAUUAGCGCUGUGAAAUCUCAGACAUUUAGCCCAUUUCCAAGCAUUAAACCUCCCAGAAAAUCAGCAGCAGCGAGAAAUUUGGGUUUAUACGGCCCAACUGAGAACACUCCGACCGUCCAUUUUCCCCACAUGAGGAAAGGUGCACACAGUUCUGGAAGCAGCAAAGUAAACAUGACUAGGAAGGAGUGAGGCAGCCACAGACUUUUGGUGAUGACCACUUUGAUAUAAUUUAUUCUUAAAUUAAGAUGUUUAAAAACACUUUAUAUCAUGUGCAAUGUUACAAAACCUACAGUAUGGAAACAACACUUUAAAAAUUAACCAUGGUCAAAUUUGAAGGUAUUGUUGGAUUAAAAGCAUUUAUUGAAAUUACAGACCAAUAUUAGAAGCACUGUCAUCUAAAAUUAAUGGAUGAUUUAUGGCAAACCAAAAAUUAAUGGUGGUAAUUCUUAAACCUGUCACUAUUAUUGUCCUAUCUAUAACUAUUGUAUGAAGUGACAAUAAACACUACUGUUUACAAUUUUAACAGCAGAUUCUUUUUCACUACUCACUUAAGGGAAAGAUUAAAAUCUCACAAUAAUAAUGGUUUCUUACCUGUUACCAAACUUACCCAAUUGCAGUUGCAUGGGAAAUUAUGAUUCAGACAGAAAAUGUGGGACUAUUUUAAGAACCCUGUACAGCCUGUACACAUUUGGAUAUUUAUGCUAUCUCCAGAGGCAUUAAGUUGACUAUAUGUUGUUCCUGGCCAUGUUCCAUCUCUCUCGCUGACCUUUGCAACUCAGAAAUCAAAAUGGACUUAAUUUUCUAUUGAAACCCACAUCCAUGUAGGUCAUAUAGGUCUGAAGAAGGGUCUCGACCUGAAAUGUCACCUAUUCCUUUUCUCCUGAGAUGCUGUCUGACCCACUGAGUUACCCCAGCGUUUUGUGUCUGUCUGCCAUGUCUUGUUACUUGUGGAGUUGACAGUUCUUGUCGGCGACCCCCUGACCAGUCACACAUCCCAUUUCUACCUGUUCUGAGUCAAAUUUGGGAGUUUAUAUUCUACCCCGGGUGAAGACUAAAACUUGGCUGAAACUUCAAUGCCCUACUCUGCUGUGUAAAUCUCCAACGUUGGAUGUGCUGGUGUUUUUUUAGAGGUUGAACUGUUAAAACAAAUUUCAGCCUGCAAUACCACUGGAUGACUGCAAACAGCCCUGUAGCGAUCUUUUAGGGAGUUAACUCUGGGAUCCCAACAAUACUUGUGUUUUGAUUGACGUCACAUUUUUAAAAAAUGAUCCGGUUGUCAUCAUCUUGCCGUUUAUGGGAUUAUGCAAAUUACCUGCUACAUUCCCUACAACAUAUCAAACGUUUCAUUUCUUUUUACCCUUCAACAUCCUCUUGUCCAUAACUCUGCUGAUUUUGCACUGAAUUGCAGUCUUUUCACACCUGUGUUUCUCAACAUAGAUAGCCUCCCAGUUGCGUAGGAAGGAACUGCAGAUGCUAGUUUACACCGGAGAGUCUGCACAAGGGUCUCGACCCGAAACGUCACCCAUUCCUUCUACCCAGAGAUGCUGCCAGUCCUGUUGAGUUACUCCAGCAUUUUGUCUCUCGCCUCCCAGUUAAACAGGUGUUUGUUUUUAAUGUCCAUGUUUAAAAAUCACUUCAUUGUCUCAGUCCUCAUUAUCUCAGUUGUCUCCAGCCUCUUGAGUCAUUCACUUGGCCUUGUCAACGUUCCUGAUUUUGACUAUUCUAAGUUAAGAUUCCAAGGCCCUUUGUUUUGGAGUUCUUUCCCUAAACUUCUCUCCUGUUCCUCACCAUCUUCUGUUCUUUAAAAGUUCAUUCAAUCCUUCCUCUUACGCCAAAAAUAUGGUCAUCA
This is a messenger RNA of Leucoraja erinaceus (little skate), 4599 nucleotides long. RefSeq names its product TBC1 domain family, member 30 (gene tbc1d30). Lineage: Eukaryota; Metazoa; Chordata; Chondrichthyes; Rajiformes; Rajidae. Bases 69 to 2939 code for a protein of 956 amino acids. The record is from RefSeq and is a predicted model, not a curated record. Gene Ontology annotation, cellular component: endoplasmic reticulum. The transcript has 14 exons.